Messenger RNA from Protopolystoma xenopodis, 897 nucleotides. Lineage: Eukaryota; Metazoa; Platyhelminthes; Monogenea; Polystomatidea; Polystomatidae. The record is from the annotation of a GenBank genome assembly.
UCUCGCGAGUUCCUGGCUCAUUUGCGCUGCACAUGGCAGGAGUUCCAGUCGCUGCCCACUUUCCGGGCAGACCUGACUGCCGCCAGUCUUCUUCACAGUCUCAUGGCGUUGCCGAUAGCUGGCCAGGUUGUCUGGAAUUCAGGCGACGCAGUGUCGAGCAAAGGAAUGCCGACGUCAAGUGCUUCUGUGUGCACAUCCGCCAUCGGCCAAGCCGGCCAGCACGAGUCGGCCAAAAGGACGUUGACUCCAUCAGCUCCCGAUUCCGCGCUCGCUCCGGAACCGGCCUCGAACGAGUUCCCCUCGGCCGCCUCCACUGCCUGUGGCCAGCUCAACUGGCCGUUUGGGCACCACAGCAACCAUGCACUACAAACAGUCCUGCCUCGCACCAACUAUGCCCUACAGACGGCGGAUGAGGAUGGCUUUGAGGCUGCAGAUUACGCCGAAGCUCUAUCGCGAUUUCCCGCGUCCGGGCUGGGGACAGUCUGGAACAGACUGACGGAUGGAGCGUAUACCCUCAGAAGCGCCACUGCCAUCCGACAGCAACGAGAUGCAGGCGAAUCAGAGCUGAGGAUGUGCCUGAUGGCCCUUGAAAAAGACAUCACCGACCAAAGUAUAUCUCGGACGACCGUGAGACGGAGGUCAGUUGACGAAUGCACCGAGGAUUUGCCCAUUAGGGGUCCUGUCUCUCGGCGAUACCGAAAGGCAAGAGUCUAUUUCCAACCCCAGCACACUGCCAUUCUCGAGGCUGCCUACAACAAGGACAACUAUUUGGCAAGCAAAGAACGAGAAGUCCUAGCCAAAAUUGUUGGCGUAUCAGAAGAAAGAAUAGCGAGCCGCAUACUUAUUGGAAGUCGGACCAUCCUGGAGGACAGUUGUGGAAUUUACGAGGACCACUAA